UUUGUUUUUCCGAAAUUCAAAAUUUUUUCUCCGUGAAAACUUUUUGGAAUUGAAAUUGGUUGUAAGCCUCAAACAAAAUUUAUACAAAAAUGGUCGGCUUUUCCACAGCAAGAGGUUUUUUACGGCCCCAAAGUUUAAUUUGCGCCGUGAAGAACUGCUUUCGUUUGUCGUCAACGUUUGAGGGGUGCGAAAAAGGGGUUGAUAAAUGCCCCAAGCCAUUAAAAUACCCCUGCGGAAAGCCGGAAAUGCAGGCACCGCCCAAGAAGAAGAAGCCAAAGAAGUUCAAGUCGAUGUGGCUGAACCCCUUCUGCGAAGAGGGGGAGUCGUACUGUCCGUUCAAUCCCCGAUUUGACGACAUCUACUACGUGGAGUCAGACAAGGCUAAGCGCAGGUACUGGCAGACCUGGGUCUCGUGUCCGCCCCUCAAGAUAAAGAAGAAGAAGAUCUGCUGCUUCGCCCUGGCGAAGGGGCCGCCAGUAAAACGCCGCAAGCACCGCAAACCCAAGACCGCCUGCGGGCCGCCACCAUGUCCCGAGGAGGGGGAUUGUCCGAAGGUGAAGCGUCGCUGCCACAAGAAGGGUCGCAUUCCUCCCGACUGCACACGCUACCCAGUGCCCUCGGACUGCCGCAAGCCCUUGACUCCCUACCCCUCAUUCUCAGAGUGUCGACGACUCAAACCCGGUGCCCUGCCCCUCAGCGAAUGUGCUUGCUAUAGACGUCCAAUGAUGUGCGAGAUGUGGGCCGAGUUCCGGCUGCGUGCCCUGCGGAAGAAAUAGACCAGAAGAGUAACUCAAAUUGAAACAACCAAUUUAGAAGGUCUGGAUCUGUCGGAUAAAAAUUAAAUAAAAAAAUUUUGGACUAUAGA
Molecule: messenger RNA, 865 nt
Organism: Drosophila persimilis
Lineage: Eukaryota; Metazoa; Arthropoda; Insecta; Diptera; Drosophilidae
Exons: 1
Coding region: 90-776 (228 amino acids)
Source: RefSeq, a predicted model, not a curated record